AUGCAGUACAUACAGGGCGAGCGGGCAAACAGUAUUCAUUUCGCCAGGCCAAAUAAACUCUUUCCGCCAAACGGUGAAACAAAGUUGGAGGUAGUGGAGGUUGGUGUGCCGAAAGAGAAUGCACUGGUCGUCGUCGUCGCUGCGGUGGCGCUCGGAGUCCCAAAGCCGAAGGUC
Molecule: messenger RNA, 174 nt
Organism: Dibothriocephalus latus
Lineage: Eukaryota; Metazoa; Platyhelminthes; Cestoda; Diphyllobothriidea; Diphyllobothriidae
Source: the annotation of a GenBank genome assembly